AUGGCUGGAAUCCUGCCGGUGUCCGCCGACAGUCGGCGCCCCAGCACCCAUAGCGUGGGCAUCCUGCCCAUUUCCAUGUUCGGAGAGGGCGGGGAGAAGCCCCGGCGCCCAAGCACCCAUAGUCUUGGGGUCUUCCCGUUCGGUUGCUUCGGCGAUGAGAAGCCAGAACGCCCUCGACGAUGUAGUACCCACAGCCUGGGGCCUCUAGUAGUACCCGAUCUGGAUCGACGGGGCAGCCGAGGGAGUAUAUUCGGCACCCUGGGCAUCGGGGAGCUGACGGGGGGAGGGGGACCCUCGCAGAGUGGGCGGCGGCCAAGUUUUCAAGCUUUUGGAGAAAGCGUGAUGCAACUGUUUGGUAACAAAUAA
Molecule: messenger RNA, 366 nt
Organism: Physella acuta
Lineage: Eukaryota; Metazoa; Mollusca; Gastropoda; Physidae
Source: RefSeq, a predicted model, not a curated record